Ichthyophthirius multifiliis is the source of this 2065-nucleotide messenger RNA. RefSeq lists its product as hypothetical. Gene Ontology annotation, biological process: proteolysis. The transcript is spliced from 2 exons. The record is from RefSeq and is a predicted model, not a curated record. Gene Ontology annotation, molecular function: calcium-dependent cysteine-type endopeptidase activity. Gene Ontology annotation, cellular component: cytoplasm. NCBI's taxonomy places the organism in Eukaryota, Ciliophora, Oligohymenophorea, Hymenostomatida.
UAAAGUAUAGCCUAUAAUUUCCUCUUAAUAAGCUUCAAUGAAUCAACUAGAUGUCAAUAUAAACCUAAAAGUAAAUGAAGAAAGCUUAAAAAGACGCUUUGAUGAAGAAAAGCUUCCUUUCGAGGGUUUUUAAUAUGACCCUUUGACUAUAUAUGACCAAGAAACAAUCAACAAUUACAUUUAAAUCGGAAAAAAAGACUAUUUAUCAGUCCUGAAGAAGAGUUGUGAGUUUUUAGAAAGUGGUUUAUUCCGCCGAACGUUAAAAAGUUGCGAACUUGAAUAAUAAGAAAAAAAGUAAAAUAAAUAAUAACCAGCUAAAUCAUCAUUAUACAAUAAAAAUCAUUUAAAAGAAGAAAUUUCGUAAAUGUUCAAAGACCCUGAAUUCCCACACGAAAUUUCAAGUCUACUUGGAAACGAUUUUUCCACCAGAGAAUCAUGGAAAGCCAUCAGAUGGUACCAUCCUAAAGAAAUAGCAAAUUUUUAAGACUAUUAAUUAUUUAAAGAGUAAAUAAGUCCUAUAAAUAUUAGAUAAGGUUAUAUUAAUAAUAUUUAUUUUAUAGCAGCUAUAGUUUCUUUGGCUGAAUUUCCUAAAAGAAUUAAAAAAUUAUUCACUUCUUAAGCAAAUCCUUAUGGUAUUCAUUCAGUUAUGAUAUGCUUUAGAGGUGAAUGGAAGGAAAUUAUCGUCGAUGAGUUUAUUCCAUGUAUUUCACCAUAAAGAGGACCAGCAUUUACUAGAGGAAUAGAUGGAGAAUUAUGGCCAAUUUUAUUGGAAAAAGCAUGGGCUAAAUUAAAUGAUUCAUAUAGUUAAAUUGAAACUGGAAUUACUAAUGAUGUUUUACAUGAUUUAACUGGGGCACCUACAAAAACUUUUUGGUUAGAUUAAGAACAUGAAAGAGAUUUUAUUUGGGAGAAAUUAAUUGAAGCAGAAAAAUAUAAAUUUGUUAUGACUUGUGGAUCUUCUAAUAAUUUGAAAAUUGAAAAUUUAUUAAAGGAAAAUGGAAUUAUUCCAGGACAUUGUUAUUCUUUAUUGGGAGCAUAUAAUUUAUAAACAUAGUAAGGAAAUUUUAAAAUUCUAAGAAUCAGAAAAAGUACAAAUAGUUCAUUUGAAUGGAAUGGAAGAUGGUCGAAAAAUAGUUAGGAAUACAAAAACUUAAAUUUUGAUUAAAAAUAAUCUUUAGAUUUAGAAGGAACAAGAAAUUCAAUUUAAAGUUUAGAAGGUAUUUUCCUUAUUUAAUUUGAAGAUUUUUGCAAAUAUUUUAGUGAUUUAUAAAUUUGUUAUGUUCAUGACGAUUUUUAAUAUAGUUCUAUUAGUGCUUCUACUAGCAAAAAAGACGGAAAAUUUUUUAAAUUUACAGUUACUCAAUAAGGUAAAUACUAUAUAUUAGUAAAUCAAAAAUCAAAGAGAUUUUACUCUUAAGAAUUUUAAAAUAACUUUUAAUAUGCCAAAUUAACAUUAAUUUUAGCUAAAAGAGAAUUUGAUGAAAAUGGUGUUUAAAAAAUAACUUACAUAGAAGGCUAAUAAGAUAAUGAAAUGUAUGUAUGGACAGCAGAUUUUGAAAAUUAAGUUUUAUAAUAAGGUGAAUAUUUAGUAUAUGUAAAGGCUAACUGGAUUUAUAAUAAUAUCUCCGAUUUCGUUUUGAGCGCAUAUGGUGUUGAAUAAGUUAAAUUCAUAGAAAUCACUUAGUAUGAAUGUCCAGAUAUGAUUAAAGAAGUCUAUAGAGAUCAUUCUUUAUAGGUAGGGAAAAAAGGAAGAAAAUAUAUCAAAGGAAAUGAAUAAAAUGAAAAGAAUGCUGCUUGGAUAUGUAUUAAUUAAACAGAUGAGGGAUUCUUUUAUUUAGUUGCAGAAAAUCAUACUAAUGAAGCAAUGUAUUGUGAAUUUAGGUUUAAUAGGAUGGAUGGACUUAAACUAAAAAAGCCUUUUAGAGGAUAAUUUGCAUCUUUUGUAUUAAUACCAGAUAAAUUGAAUUAUGAAGUUGUAAUUUUUAAAGUUUUGGAUUAUACAAAUGUAGAUGGAUUAAGUAUUACUUAGUCUAUUAAAUUUAGAGAAAUUUAAAAAGAAAAAUGA